Myripristis murdjan (pinecone soldierfish) is the source of this 1220-nucleotide messenger RNA. It is a transcript of the gene smim32, whose product is annotated as small integral membrane protein 32. NCBI's taxonomy places the organism in Eukaryota, Metazoa, Chordata, Actinopteri, Holocentriformes, Holocentridae. The record is from RefSeq and is a predicted model, not a curated record. The coding region runs from base 126 to 464 and encodes 112 amino acids. The transcript has 2 exons.
AGUGGAUAGAGCCAGGGACACCGAGGAAUGCAGAGCCGGGAUUCUGUUUUUCCCUGCUCACCUGCGGAACCUUCCCGCAGCCCACAUCAAACCGUCCGACGCCGCUGGUGAGCCCACGGGACGCCAUGCUGAGGCAGAUCCUCCUCAACUCUACCGAUGCACCGGACUUCGACCUGGUGCUCAUGGCCCAGUCCUCCACGCACGCCCCCGCCGCCCUGAAUGCCUCCCACGGCGGCUCAGUGAGCGUGGCCGCCCUGCUCAGACCCACCGCGGGGCGAGGGGGAGGAGGGCUCCGAGACGGUGAACUCCACAAGCCGGACCUGGCCACCUACAUAGUCAUGUGCCUGGUACUCUUCCUCCUUGUGCUGCUCAUUGUGUUCUUCAUCAACUGCCAGCUCCGGAACUCUUUCUUCGCCUCCAUGCCCUAUGACAGAUCACUGAGAGAGGCCCGGGCCUACAAGUAGACCCCGGACAGCAGGGGUAUGACAGAACUGUUGAAGGUGGCUAUCCGGCACCUAUGAAUUGCUGCUGCAUGUUUUGAGCUCAUGGAGUUCUUGCCUUGGUGGGUCUUCUUGGACUAAACUUCUUGUAGGACCUAACAUGGUCAGUCAGGGCCUUGUUGUUUAUGUUUCCAAUAGCAACACUUAAGACCACGGAUCCCCAUUUGUUUAAAGGUUGUCUCCUCAAUUUGAGAAAAUGUUCAUUGUCUAUAUAUACCGCAAGUGGGAAGAUAGUGGAGAGGGGGAAUGUUUUGAUUAGAUCUUUCAUUCUACUGAACCUAUUCACACCUUAACAUUGGAGACUCCCAGAACCCUUUCACACACCCAUGGUGAUCUGGGCACAACGUUUUGGGAACCACUUAUUUAUUCCUGUCAAUGUACUGGCAACCGACAUUCCUGCGAUUGUAUCGUGUUGCUCCCAGACUUUGGGCUUGAUUUCAAACAGUGUUUCCAAAGCCAAUACAGGAACCCUAUUGACUUGGCCCUGACAAGCCCCACUUGAUCCUGCGAUGGAAAAGUAAUCAUUGUCAACAAACAAAGGCUAUAGGCUUUAUGUGUUAGAAGGUUGUAUAGCCUAUAAGAUAUUUUGUAUGACUGUAACUGAACUGUCUGGUAUUGUGCAAUGACGCGGCCCACACAUGCUCUUCCCUUGUUCAUUAAGCAAUGAUUAAAUGACAGGCUAUAGGCCAGCAUAUUCACAUAAAGAUACUUAAUUAAGUA